Cavenderia fasciculata is the source of this 1680-nucleotide messenger RNA. RefSeq lists its product as uncharacterized. The record is from RefSeq and is a predicted model, not a curated record. Lineage: Eukaryota; Evosea; Eumycetozoa; Acytosteliales; Cavenderiaceae. The transcript has 4 exons. The coding region runs from base 1 to 1680 and encodes 559 amino acids.
AUGAUAAAAACAAGAAUAGUAUUAUUAUUAUUAUUUACUCUAUUUGUUUCAUUGUCACAGUCACAGUCAAUCACAGUUACCAGUAUAGUAGCUGGAGUGACAACUGUUAACAUCACCUAUGAGGCAGUGUGUUCAGCUCCGACUAGUUCAGUUCCCAAGCUUAACCUAACUACCGAAUUCCCUUGCGUGGUAGUGGGGGCCAACACUGUCAAAUGCACAGGACUCACGGCCAACACGAGGGCAGAAUAUGAUUUCUUCUUUUUCUGUGGUCAAGUACGAGUAAAUGUUACGGAAGGUAAAACUGUCAUCACCACCUAUCCAACACUUGAUACGCCAUUUAUUCAAGUCAGACAAGUUACCUCUAAAUCGAUCAAAGUUUUAUGGGCAGUUUCAGGUGGUAACCCUGCAUUAAAUGUUAUCGACGUUUCAAUUAAUAAUGAUCUAGUUGCAUCAAGUAUGCACGCGAGUAAUUUCAUCAUUGACACUCUUGUUGGUGUUGGCAGUCACCCCAUUUUUACCACUAUCUAUUCUGGUGAUGGAAGUCAACUAUCAAAUUCUUUUACGUUUGAUAUUUAUCCAGAUUUAACCUAUGAUAUAAAUAUUAAUGAUUUAGGAUCAAACAGUGCAAUUGUUUCAUUGAGUAAUGUUGCAGGAAAUGAUGCUCAAACUAAAGUAACCUAUUAUGUCAAUGACAAUGUCAUUAUAGCUUGUAUCCAAUUACCAGUUACUGGUAAAUGUAAUUUGACAAAUCUUACACCCAAUUCAUUACAUACACUAAAGGUAUACGGUAUUAAUGGUGUUAAUCUAAUUUCCAAUACAACCUUUCUCAACUUUACAACUAGUCCACCAUUGGAUAUAUCGUAUAUUUCAGGAUACCAAACUGAUAAUACCGGGUUUACCAUUGAAUAUACUUCCACUGGAGGUACAGAGACACCAUUAUACUCAGUCUAUGUCAAUGGUACAGUCUAUUGUGAAGAUGAUUCUAGUGAACAGUGUAAUAUUGAUCUCACCAAUGAAUCAUUAAUCUCUCAACAUACCAUUCUAUUAAAAGCAUCUUCAUUGCCAGAUUCCAAAGAUGACAGAUCAGUUACUUUUAAUACUUGGAAAGCACCAGAGAUACUAAAUAUAACAGGUGUGGUAAAUGAUAAAGGUCAGAUUGUAUUGGGAUGGGAUCAUGCUUACGGUAAUCCAAAUGAACCAUUCAGCUAUACAGUAUCACUUACCAAUGAUACUAACCAAGCACCUAAUGAUAUUUGUUACCAGACAGCUGACAAGACAUGUACAUCCAAUUCAACAGGUACUGUUCAAUAUAUUGUAGUUUUGGCAAAUAAUGAUAAUUUCAAUCAAAUUGAAUACCGUGCAACAUUUAACUUUACAUUAUGUGCUGUAAAUUCUACAGGACCACUCUGUUCAGGUCAUGGUGUCUGUGGUAAUGAUACUCUUGGUUGUACUUGUAAUCCUGAUCGCAAAGGUACAUUGUGUCAAACAAAGAUUGAAACAUCAUCAGGUGGCACUACUACUGGUACCUCACAUGCACCAUCAUCUGAAUCAUCGAGUGAUGUACCAAACCCAAGUUCAUCAUUCUCUCUGAUCUAUGGACCGUCCGUUUCUUCUUACUCCUUGUACUAUAACUACUGCAGUAUUACAUUCAUUUUUGCUAUAAUAUUUGUAUUACUAUAA